CUUUGUUUUUCCUUUCUAGUUUGUUCAUCGGCAAUGGCCUUUUCUGAGGACUUGGAAUCACCUCCACCAUCUCUGGUCUUUUCAGUGCGGAGGAGCCAACCCGAGCUGGUGGCGCCAGCUAAGCCUACUCCCCACGAAGUUAAGCUUCUAUCUGACAUAGAUUGUCAGGCGGGUCUACGCGCCCAAAUUCCAAUCAUACAGUUCUACCGCCAGGAGCCAUCGAUGGCGGGGAAGGACCCAGUUGAAGUCAUUCGACACGCUCUCGCACAAGCACUCGUCUUCUACUACCCACUCGCCGGUAGACUCAGGGAAGCUUCCGGCGGCAAACUCAUGGUGGAUUGUAACGAAGAUGGCGUCAUGUUCAUAGAAGCGGACGCAGAUGUCACACUCGACCAAUUUGGCGACGCUCUAAAACCCCCAUUCCCAUGCUUCCAAGAACUCCUCUACGAAGCUCCCGGCUCUGAAGGAGUUACGGACAGCCCCAUUUUACUCAUCCAGGUGACACGUCUGAAGUGCGGUGGUUUCAUCUUUGCACUGCGUUUUAACCACGCCAUGAUAGACGGAGUUGGCACAAUUUAUUUCAUGUAUGCGGUGGCAGAGAUAGCACGGGGAGAGCAAGAGCCUUCAAUUUUACCGGUGUGGCGCAGGGAGCUACUAAGUGCCAGGGAUCCCCCACGUGUCACGUGUAACCAUCGCGAGUACGAACAACUAACUGACACAAGCGGCGUCGUUCCACUCGAGUUCGAACAGCGCUCUUUCUUCUUCGGACCGAGCGAGAUAGCCGCCAUCCGAGGCCUGCUUCCCCACGAUGUGGACCAACACGCGACAACGUUCGAGGUGCUGACGUCAUACGUCUGGCGGUGCCGCACGAAAGCGCUGCAGAUAGAGGCUAAGGAGGACGUGCGAAUGAUGUGUAUUGCUGAUGCACGCGCCAAGUUCGAGCCUCCCUUCCCAGGGGGCUAUUAUGGGAACUGUUUUGCGUUCCCAGCGGCAAUAACGAGCGCAGGAGAGCUUUGCGAGAAGCCGCUUGAGUAUGCGUUGAAGUUAAUACAGGGAGCGAUUGAGGAGGUGAGUGGGGAGUAUAUGCAUUCUUUGGCGGAUUUUAUGGUGACUGAGGGACGACCAUUGUUUACAGUGGUUAGGUCGUGUCUUGUUUUGGAUACUACGUAUGCUGGGUUCAGAGGAUUGGAUUUUGGUUGGGGUAAGGCGUUGUAUGGAGGGAUGGUUAAAGCUGGUGCUGGGGCUUUUCCUGCUGUAAACUUUCACGUGCCGUCUCAAAAUGCCAAAGGAGAAGAAGGUAUAUUGGUUUUGGUUUGCUUGCCCACCCAAGUUAUGAAAGUUUUUGCCAAAGAGUUGGAUGAUAAUAUGCUCCUUCAGAACAACGUAUGAACCAAGAGAGUUUUUACACAGUUAUCCAGUUAUAUCCUGCGUGCAUUUAUAAAUAAAGUAAUUAGGAGUAAUAGGUAGUUUGUAAAACGUCGUGUGUCUAUUUAAACGUUGGUGUUUUACCGCUGUACCAAAUAAAUUUGGGGAACUGGAAACAAGAUGAGUCGUUGUUAACUC
Messenger RNA from Abrus precatorius (Indian licorice), 1563 nucleotides. RefSeq names its product benzyl alcohol O-benzoyltransferase-like. The coding region runs from base 34 to 1389 and encodes 451 amino acids. The record is from RefSeq and is a predicted model, not a curated record. The transcript is spliced from 2 exons. Lineage: Eukaryota; Viridiplantae; Streptophyta; Magnoliopsida; Fabales; Fabaceae.